Messenger RNA from Sodiomyces alkalinus F11, 3113 nucleotides. RefSeq lists its product as hypothetical. Bases 53 to 2776 code for a protein of 907 amino acids. Gene Ontology annotation, biological process: DNA repair; DNA alkylation repair. The transcript has a single exon. Gene Ontology annotation, cellular component: nucleus. The record is from RefSeq and is a predicted model, not a curated record. Gene Ontology annotation, molecular function: dioxygenase activity. Lineage: Eukaryota; Fungi; Ascomycota; Sordariomycetes; Glomerellales; Plectosphaerellaceae.
CGGUUACUACCCUUGGCAAAACUCUGGCACACCGGGAAACCCGCAAGCCGUCAUGUUCCCGUUCGAUCAAGUCGCCCUUCCAAGUAUCCCUGUUCGAAAGGCGCUGUUGGUGAUCGACUUUCAGAACGACUUCCUCGACCCUCAAGGACCUCUACCAGUCAUCGAACCUCGGGCAUUCGUUGAUCGAACUCUUGAAUUGGCAAAAGAGUUUCGGAGAAAGGACUACGUUGUUUGGGUUUGCACCGAAUUCAAGAAAAAGCGCGUGUUAGGCAGCGAGCAGAUUAUCAUAUCUGAGGAGGACAGCUGGAAGUCGGGCUCAUGUGACAGGGACCUGUGUUCUGAGGAUGCGGUGAGACCCCCGUCUCUCCGGCCGAAUGCACCCGAAUCGGACCCUGAGGCGUUCCUCAGUCAAAGCGGGACUGGGACAGGCUGCGCGCGGUCCGCCUCAGGAUCACAGGUUCCCAGUAAUACCAGACGCUCCUUCGGCCCGCGCGACAUCUCUUUCGUCAAAUCUCACUAUUCCGCAUUCAAGUCAGGCGAACUGCUGCAGCUACUGAGAGGAAAGCUAGUCACCCAGCUAUUCAUAUGUGGCUCGCUCGCUAACAUUGGCGUCUAUGCUACUACCAUCGAUGCCGCAAUGUAUGGCUAUGACAUAACUAUUGUGGAGGAUUGUUGCGGCCACCGCUCCCACCAUAGACUUACCAAUGCCAUUGAAUCUGCCGUGGACUUGACGGGCUGCAAAGUCUUGAAGGCUGAUGUUGUCAUCGAGCGACUCCAGUCCAAGCCGCUUUCAGGUUCAGGUUCAGUCUCAGGCUCAAUACCCUCCGCUGCUACGGACACUUCUCACAAACAGCAGUCUGGCCUUGGUACAAAAUCAUCAGCUUAUCCGUCAAGAAUAAUGGCCCCAGACUCUUCCAGAUUGGACCUACACGAGAGACUAGCUGCGCUUGACAUAAGCUCAUCAAAGAUCAUUCGAGAGGACGAGAUAGGGCAACCGCUCGAAGUUGACCCUGAUGCCCAGCCCUUAAGCCCAGCUGCCCAAGAGGCUUUGAAGGAAGGAUCGCGGGAAGACGCAAAAGGCAAAAUCUCCUUCUCAGACACAUCAUGUCCUGAAAUGAAAGGCGUUCUUGAACCAACAGAUAGGCCAGAGAGAAGUGAUGCGCCCCGAUCCGAGAAAACACUGGCAGCAGCUGGUGUUCGUGCUGCAACCGAAGCCUCGGCCAGUUCAUCAUUGUCAACUGCUACGACCGCCAAUGAGCCGAGGCCAUCAAGCCCCGGCGAAAGUCAGGACGGCGGUCGAGGCCCCAUCUGCGAAGGCGACACGACCAUCAUACACGAUGUAUUGCCGCCGCCCCUGGCUGAUGGCAUAUUCGAGAAACUGAAGGAGGAAAUACAGUGGCGACGGAUGUCGCACCAAGGGGGAGAAGUCCCUCGGCUUGUCGCUGUUCAAGGCGAGGUUGCUGCAGACGGCAGCAUGCCAGUCUAUCGGCAUCCAGCCGAUGAAAGCCCCCCGCUUCUUCCGUUCUCACCGACAGUCCUGGCAAUCAAAGCCGAGAUUGAGAGGCAUCUGGGACACCCGUUGAAUCAUGCCUUGAUUCAACUGUAUCGAGAUGGAAAGGACUACAUCUCUGAGCACAGUGAUAAGACAUUGGAUAUUGUGAAGGGAUCUUUCAUCGCCAAUGUCAGCUUUGGGGCCGAACGAACCAUGGUGUUCAGGACUAAGCGACUAGAUAAGGACCAGUCGUCUCCGUCGCCGUCCCCGUCGGGAGAUGCCAAACGCAGGAUACAACGUGUUCAGCUGCCUCACAACUCACUCUGCCGUAUGGGCCUGACGACUAACAUGCGCUGGCUCCAUGCUAUCAAGCAGGACAAGCGAGCGGAGAGAGAAAAGUCGCCGGCUGAACUAGCCUUCUCGGGGGAGCGGAUAUCUCUCACCUUCAGGAGAAUAGGUACCUUCCUCGAUCGUGAUGGAACACUCAUCUGGGGCCAAGGGGCUACGGGAAAGACAAGGGACGCGGGUCGAGUGGUGGUGAGCGGACAGAGCUCGGAAGCCGUGUCAAUGAUUCGAGCAUUUGGAGCCGAAAACCACGCAACCUCUUUUGACUGGGAAGAACAUUACGGCAAGGGCUUCGAUGUUCUACACAUCACCCAGUCGCCUCGUCUCUUUUAUUCGGGUGACGAUGUCAUCAACAUGCGCGUCCAACUGAUGCUUGCCAAAUAUGGAAUUACUUUCGCCAAGGGCAGGAUGCCGUCGUCCGCUGACCUGACGGACGGGGAUACCCCGGACGCGAAGGAGGCUUCACCCCCUCUCAAAAGGCGACCUAUGAGAUUCGAGGACAACGACGCUGCGAGAUCAACCAUUGAAGGUGAUGUGGCCAUAAUGCUAUAUGUUGAUGCUGUAUAUGGGUGUGGAAAGGGAGACGCCAUUGCUCGCUCGCCCCCAGAGAUAGCACGAGUUUUCACCCGGUUCCAGCAGGGAAUCGACUUGCUCGAUAAGUGGCGCACUUUUGGGACUACAGGAUGUGACGAGAGAACCCAAGCGAGUCGGAAGAUGAAGCAGGAACUGGCGGUCUGGGAUGGGUAUGCCUCGGAGGGCAAAUUUGUUGCUGGUUCGAGAGCAUCGUUGGCCGACUUUGCAGUCUGGCCUGUUUUGCAUACGAUUGUCCAGAAAUUGGGCUUGAGCGUAUUGGAUACAGACGGGACGAGAGCACUCAAAGCCUACUAUGAGGCCUUCCUAGGCCAUGAAAGCGUUUCAAAUGUGCUGGCGGGUAUCUAGUCGGCGAUCGAAAGGCACCGUCCUCAUGAAAUAUAAACCCCAUAAGAUAAUGAAGAAGAAUUGGGUUCGUGGCACAUGUGUGAACUUGCAGGAUAAUAUGGACGGACAACCAGGCAUGGAGCUGUGGAAUUGGUGGGUGAGCAACUUGUCCGGCACGGGGAAAUGACCAUACGCGUCAUCAUAAUAAUGGUUUUCAAGUGUCAGCGCAAGCACGAACAAUCAGGCAAGGGCUCAUCAGUAACGAUGGGCCCUACUGACUGACACGAGAGUUGUAAGCUACAAAAAUCCCGGAACGAUCUGAAAUUCUUUCAUGACACUAGGAUACGGAACCAGAUGA